This is a messenger RNA of Candidozyma haemuli, 1671 nucleotides long. RefSeq lists its product as uncharacterized. The coding region runs from base 1 to 1671 and encodes 556 amino acids. Gene Ontology annotation, molecular function: transmembrane transporter activity. Lineage: Eukaryota; Fungi; Ascomycota; Pichiomycetes; Serinales; Metschnikowiaceae. The transcript has a single exon. The record is from RefSeq and is a predicted model, not a curated record. Gene Ontology annotation, biological process: transmembrane transport.
AUGAUAGACUAUAGCGUGGUGCCUGGCACCGGGUACUUGAUUGAUGAAAGUAAGACCAAGAAAGAUAUUAUUCUUAUUCCCACACCUUCCGAUGACCCAAACGACCCGUUGAACUGGUCUCGAGGAAGAAAGAACCUUCAUAUGUUCUGUAUUGUUCUUUACACUUUUGCCCUUGGAGUUCCAGGUACAUGUAUUUAUUCCAUUUUGCCUGAAAUAUCCAAGGGCACUGGUAUCAGUUUGGCGAAUCUCAAUGCUGGCACUGGGUACGCUUUCUUGUUCAUGGGUCUUGGAAAUAUCUUCUUUCAGCCUUUGGCGUUGCAAAUUGGAAAGAGACCCGUGUAUCUUAUUUCUUGUCUUGGAGGAGGCAUGUUUAAUUUAUGGCAGCCAUGGGUUACUUCCAAUGGAGAGUGGAUUGCCUCGAAGAUCCUUGCUGGUUUAUUCACUUCGCCUAUUGAAGCUUUACCUGAGCUUUCCAUUUCUGAGUUGUACUUUGAGCAUGAAAGAGCAACGUAUAUGGGUAUUUAUGCUGUUUCGCUUUAUGCCUCAAACUAUAUUGCUCCUUUGGUAGCUGGGUUUAUUAACCAGAACUCUGCAGACACUGAUGUUGGAGGCUGGAGAUGGGUUAUUUUCUGGUCGAUUAUUUUUGCUUGCACCAGUUUUGUAUUUCUCUUCUUUUUUAUGGAAGAAACGACUUAUGAAAGGAAACUCAAGGUUGCAAAAAACGCUUCUGGAACAUUAGCGGUGGUGACUUCUGGAGGCCAAUGGGAAAAGACCCAUACGGUGGUGACAGUCAAUUCUGGUUCCCUGAGCUCGGAUAGAGAACAGCUUACAGCCAUCACUAACGUUGGUAACCAGGCAGAAUUAGUUUCUGUAGAUAACGCUUUGGAGUAUAGCCCUCCCAAGACGUUCAUCCAGAAACUCUCAGUGACGUCUGCAAUCCAGAAGAAGUUCCUUAUGUGGCAGUUCAUUAAAACCACUUUCCUUAUGUUUCGUUUUCCAAUAGUCCUUUGGGGUGGCUUCCUCUAUGGCUCAACCCUUAUUUGGUACACUGUACUUAAUGCUACAGAAGCAAUGGUACUCAGUGCUCCACCAUAUAACUUCUCCAGUGCUAUGUGUGGGCUAGCGUACAUUUCACCUUGCAUCUUCACAGUUCUUUUAUACUUCUACGCCGGCUGGGUCGUCGAUUGGUUAAAGGUGAAGAUCGCCAGGAAGAGAGGCGGUGUGUCUGAAGCAGAAGACCGUCUAUGGGCUUUAAUUCUUUAUAUGAUCUUGGGACCUAGUUCCCUAAUUCUUUGGGGCGUAGGUGCCUACCAUGGCAUUCACUGGAUAGGUGUUAUUAUUGGCUUUGGUAUCACUGCUGGUUUGUGUAUCAUUGGCUGUGUUAAUGCAAUAACUUAUGUGGUUGACUGUUAUCAUGAAAUAUCUGGAGAAGCCAUCAGUGCUGUUGUGGUGAUAAGAAACCUCAUGAGCUUUGCAGUGAGUUACGGUAUCACGCCGUGGGUCCAGAAUACUGGAUUGCAGAAUACCUUUAUUGCAUCUGCUUUUAUCUGCCUUUUCUGUCUUGGAACAUUCCUCAUCAUGAUGGCUACAGGUAAGUAUUGGAGAGCCAAGACAGGCCCCAUGUUUUGGAGAAUGGUAGAAGAGCGGAGAGCACAUGGAAUCUACCAUUAG